Molecule: messenger RNA, 2748 nt
Organism: Daucus carota subsp. sativus
Lineage: Eukaryota; Viridiplantae; Streptophyta; Magnoliopsida; Apiales; Apiaceae
Product: amine oxidase [copper-containing] zeta, peroxisomal
Exons: 12
Coding region: 82-2355 (757 amino acids)
Biological process (GO): amine metabolic process
Molecular function (GO): copper ion binding; primary methylamine oxidase activity; quinone binding
Source: RefSeq, a predicted model, not a curated record
GAAACGUAUACAAUUGACCGGGACAGAGGGAGUAUAUUUUGUUCACAGGAAACAGUACGGAGCUUACUGUGAAGUUGAGUUAUGGCAUCAUCAGCUACACAAAAGGCGAAGCCCCUCGCCGCCGAUUCGAUCGCCGGCGAUCAGAUCCAGCUCAGCACCCGAACUUCAUUGGCUUCUGCUUUGAUUCGUCCUGUUGAUUCCAUCUCUCAACCUUCUUCUACUUCUACUUCCACCAAAGGAAUUGCAAGCCUGUUCAGGGCUCAAACUCGACAUCCGUUGGAGCCUUUAGCAGCGGCUGAGAUAUCAGUGGCUGUGGCAACUGUCAGGGCUGCUGGAGCAACUCCAGAGGUGAGAGAUAGUAUGCGGUUUGUGGAAGUGGCUCUCGUUGAACCAGAUAAGCAUGUGGUUGCAUUAGCAGAUGCUUAUUUUUUUCCUCCUUUUCAACCAUCAUUGCUGCCCAGGACGAAAGGUGGACCUGUACUUCCUACUAAACUUCCUCCAAGGCAAGCUAGACUUGUUGUUUACAACAAAAAAUCGAACGAGACAAGCAUAUGGAUUGUGGAAUUAUUGGAAGUUCAUGCUGUGACUAGAGGUGGCCAUCACAGAGGCAAAGUAAUUUCUUCCAAAGUUGUGCCUGAUGUACAGCCUCCUAUGGAUGCUAUGGAAUACGCUGAAUGUGAAGCCAUUGUAAAGGAAUUUCCUCCAUUUCAAGAGGCAAUGAAGAGAAGGGGUAUCGAGGACAUGGAUCUUGUGAUGGUAGACCCAUGGUGUGCUGGUUACCAUAGUGAAGCCGAUGCACCGAAUCGCAGACUUGCUAAGCCACUAAUCUUCUGUAGAACAGAAAGUGACUGCACAUUGGAAAAUGGCUAUGCACGCCCAGUUGAAGGAAUUCAUGUCUUAGUUGAUAUGCAGAACAUGAUUGUGGUAGAGUUUGUUGACCGUAAACUUAUUCCUCUACCACCAGCUGAUCCAUUGAGAAAUUAUGCUGCUGCUGAAUCAAGAGGAGGUGUUGAUAGAAGCGACGUGAAACCUCUAAAUAUCGUCCAGCCUGAAGGUCCAAGCUUCCGUGUCGAUGGCCACUUUGUCGAGUGGCAGAAGUGGAAUUUUCGUAUUGGAUUUACACCUAGAGAGGGUUUAGUGAUUUACUCUGUUGCAUACGUUGAUGGUAGCCGAGGCCGGAGACCUGUUGCUCAUAGAUUAAGUUUUGUUGAGAUGGUGGUUCCUUAUGGGGAUCCUAAUGAUCCACAUUAUAGGAAAAAUGCAUUCGAUGCGGGAGAGGAUGGGCUUGGCAAAAAUGCCCAUUCUCUUAAAAAGGGUUGCGAUUGUAUAGGAUUUAUCAAAUACUUCGAUGCACACUUCACAAAUUUCACUGGUGGCGUGGAAACUAUAGAAAACUGUGUUUGCCUGCAUGAAGAGGAUCACGGGAUCUUAUGGAAACACCAAGAUUGGAGAACCGGUUUAGCUGAAGUUCGCAGAUCAAGACGAUUAACUGUGUCUUUUAUUUGUACUGUGGCGAAUUAUGAGUAUGGUUUCUUCUGGCAUUUUUAUCAGGAUGGAAAGAUUGAAGCAGAGGUAAAGCUCACCGGAAUUCUCAGCCUAGGCGCCCUGCAACCAGGAGAAGUGCGUAAAUAUGGGACAACAAUAGCGCCUGGAUUAUAUGCACCGGUUCAUCAACACUUUUUUGUUGCUCGUAUGGAUAUGGCUGUAGAUUGUAAGCCUGGUGAAGCACAUAAUCAGGUUGUUGAGGUGAAUGUGAUUGUUGAAGAACCAGGUGAGAACAAUGUUCAUAAUAAUGCAUUUUACGCUGAGGAGAAAUUGCUGAAAUCAGAAGAAGAAGCAAUGCGUGAUUGUAAUUUUUUAUCUGCCCGACACUGGGUUAUCAGGAAUACCAGAACUGUCAAUCGGACUGGGCAGCUAACUGGUUACAAGUUACUACCAGGAUCCAACUGUUUGCCAUUAGCUGGUGCGGAGGCAAAAUUCUUGAGAAGAGCUGCUUUUCUGAAGCAUAACCUCUGGGUCACCCCUUAUUCACGCGAUGAGAUGUUUCCUGGUGGAGAGUUUCCGAAUCAGAAUCCACGUGUUGGUGAGGGAUUGGCUACUUGGGUUAAGCAAAACCGGUCCCUGGAAGAAACUGAUGUAGUUCUUUGGUAUGUAUUUGGAGUGACACAUGUGCCUCGUCUGGAAGACUGGCCUGUGAUGCCUGUGGAUCGCAUUGGUUUUAUGCUCCUGCCGCAUGGAUUCUUCAAUCGCUCACCAGCAGUUGAUGUGCCUCCAGCAAGCUCAAGUGACUCAGAUCUGAAAGACGACGUUCUAGUAGCAAAGGCAUGCCAUGAUGGCUUGAUCUCAAAGUUGUAAAUAAGAGUGUCCCAGACUCUAAGGUAAUUGCCUUUGUAAAAUAAUUAAACCCCGUGAAUAAAGUAGUCAACAUGUUGCUAUGCCCCGUGAAUAAGGUAGUUGAAUUAUAAUGUUGAAAUCUAAGAUACGUAUAGUGAUAAAUGUACUGGUCUUUGAGUCAACAUGUUGCUAAACCCCGUGAAUAAGGUAGUUGAAUUAACAUGUUGCAAUCCAAGAUACUUGUAGCAAUACUGUACUGGGAUUAGAGUUUCUUGCUGCAUAGAAAUGUGGCCAACAUCCUAUCGAUGAAGGGGCCUAUUCAUUAUCCUGGAAUAAACAAUUUAAAUAUAUCGUUCAUGCAUAUGUAAAAGAAACUUGUUUUUAAGCAUACUAAUUAUUCCCUUCUUUUUUUUC